Messenger RNA from Drosophila kikkawai, 3704 nucleotides. It is a transcript of the gene chk, whose product is annotated as chaski. Gene Ontology annotation, biological process: transmembrane transport. Gene Ontology annotation, cellular component: membrane. NCBI's taxonomy places the organism in Eukaryota, Metazoa, Arthropoda, Insecta, Diptera, Drosophilidae. Gene Ontology annotation, molecular function: monocarboxylic acid transmembrane transporter activity. The record is from RefSeq and is a predicted model, not a curated record.
CUUCGACAAUGGCCAAGCCAACGACGUCGAGCUCCAACAACAAUAGUUGCGAGGCGGUGAACAACAAUAACAACAUCCACAACAGUGGACAGCAGGAGGAGAGCCAGCCCUUGUCGCCCACCCCAGUACCGGCCCCGGCGAACACGCCCCUUAACAAGGCCAUCAAGCAUGACCUCUUUCCGGAGGUCACCUUCUGCAACCUGUCCGUGGAGGAGCUCACAGAUGGGGCCGGCCACAGUCGGGUGGUGAGGAGCAGCAUGAUCGCCAUGGAUGGCGAUGGUACGCUCACCUGCCUGAUGAACGGCAACGGGGGGCAGGUAAAGAGGCGCAAGCGGCUGAUCUCGAACGAGUCCGGGGACUCGAUCGAUUCCAGCACCACGGAGAAGAAAACGCCCAAGAUGCCUGAUGGCGGAUACGGUUGGGUGGUGGUGUUCGCCUCCCUGGUGGUAUCUCUUAUUGCCGACGGGCUGAGCUUCUCGUUCGGCCUCAUCAACGUUCAGCUGCUGGAGUACUUUGGUGAGUCCACCUCGAAGACCGCCUGGAUCUCGUCGCUGUUCUUUUCAGUGCCCCUGCUCAUGGGACCCAUUUGGUCGAACCUGGUGGACAAGUACGGUUGUCGCAAGAUGACCAUCUUAGGCGGCGUGGUGUCCGCCUUCGGGUUCGCCCUCUCCUCCUUCUGCAACUCCAUCGAGAUGCUGAUGGUGACCUUUGGCAUAAUCUCCGGCCUGGGACUGGGCAUUGGCUACGUCACCGCCGUAGUGUCCAUCGCCUUCUGGUUCGACAAGAAGCGCACAUUUGCCACUGGAAUCGGAGCCUCGGGCACGGGCAUUGGAACUUUUGUGUACGCCCGUCUGACUUCCUAUCUUAUUGAGUCGUAUGGAUGGCGGGGAGCUACCCUCAUUCUGGGCGGCACCAUGCUCAACGCCUGCGUGUGCGGCGCCCUAAUGCGGGAUCCCGAUUGGCUGAUUGAGGAGAACCGGCUGGAGAGCCGGUCGCAGAGCGUCACCACCUUCUCGAACUCAAGCGUCUGCCUGGAAGAGAUCAAGAAGCUGCUGGACACGGGGAUCACCAAGGAGGCCGUGCUCGACUCACUGGUGACCAAAAACAACACGGAGGCCAACCAGCAGAUUGAUGAUCCCCUUGACACAGUUCUCAAGCGCUACAGGAGCGAGAUCUUUCUGCCAACCUUCCUGAGCACACAGGAGCUGGACAGCAUCUGCGAGGUGAAGAGCCUAAGCCGGCGCUCCUUGCGUCACAAGGAGGGUGCCGAAGCGCCAUCCCGUGAAAAUCUCCUCUCCAUGUCCUCAGGAGCGGGCGCUUAUCCCCCAUCAACGGCCAUCCUUGGAUCGCCGGAUGACACCCUAAUGGGAGGCAUAGCACAGGAGGCUUCGGAGGCGGCCAAAAAGACCUACCUGGCAUCCAUAGAGACGUUGUCGCCGUCGGAGAAGCGUUCCAUCGGCGCUGGCACCCCAAAUGGGUCGCUGCGCUCCUCGGACGAGGGCUACCUCACACAGAAACACGCGAGCUCCCGCUAUUCGCUAAACGAAAAUCUGUUCAUGGCCAAGCACACGACGCCUUCCAUCUCAAACCUAAAGGUGAACGGUCUGCGUCACAACUCAGUGGAUAUCCUGAGCGAGGACAUGCACUGCUAUUACUCCAAGGACGAGACCUUCGCCCUGCUGGAGCCUAGCAGGCGGACUGGUCCCACGGUAAUAGCUAUUCCGGAGCAGGAGCCGGCGACCAACAGCGAACUGGCCACGCGAAGAGCCCGCCUGGACAGCAUCACUGGAAUCCGGCGGCUGUCGCGCUCCAAGAAGCCCAGCCAGCAUCGAUCCAACCUGCGGCGAAACAUCUCGAUUAGGAACUCCAACUUCCUCAAGGACAUGCGCAUCCACCGCAACUCGAUCCACUACCGCGGCGCCAUGCUGAACACGCACCGCUACCGUCUGCGAGCCUCGUCGUGCCCCAACAUCUAUCGCAACUCGAUGACCACUAUAGCCAAGGAGGAGGAAGAUACCUGGUACGACAAUUUCGUGGACACCAUGAAGUCCAUCUUUGACUUCUCCCUUUUUCUGGACAUGAAGUUUGCCCUCUUCAAUCUGUCAACAUUGUUUUUGUUUAUUUGGUUCAUUAUCCCCUAUCUGUACCUCCCCGAUUACAUGAAGCAAUACGGCUACGAUGUGAGCGUGAGUGCCGUUCUGAUAUCGGCAGUUGGCGUUGCCCAAACAGUGGGAAUGAUUGGACUGGGCUACCUGGGCGACCUGUCCUGGAUGAACAUCAACAUAUGCUACUCGCUGUGUAUGCUGGUCUGCGGAGCCUCGGUGUUCUUCAUGCCCAUGCUGAUGACCAGUUACAAUGGCCUAAUGGUCAUGUGCAUAAUCUUCGGCUUCACAUUCGCCAGCUCAUUCUCGUUUACGCCCAGCAUUCUGGUCAGUAUUGUGGAUUUGGAUGAUUUCACGUGUGCCUACGGUCUGGUGCUGCUGGUGCAAGGGGUGGGAAUGAUCGCUGGCCCACCCAUUGCGGGCGUUAUCUACGAGCAUACUGGCAGAUGGGACGAUUCCUUCUAUUUCGCCGGCAUAUUUAUCGCACUCUCCGGCGUCUGUUCGUAUCUGAUCGAGUUCUGUGAGAAGAAAGCGCCCAAGGAGAGUGAUAGUGAUGUCUCAGAGACUAAAAAAGCUCAACUUUUACACUAGGUUACUUGUACGUACAUUACUUGGUUGCAAGCCAAAACAGAGAAGAGAAGAGAAGCAAACACAACUUGAGGUACUAAAAAUCUGGACUAGCAUUAAAUGUUAACGAGUUUCUUAUGUCAAAUGGUGUUGCAGCCAUAAAAUCAGAGCAGCAUUGUAACUGAAACUAAGCCUAUUUCAUAAGACCUAGCCUGUAAGCCCAUAUACUUGACUUGAUAACUAAUAUAUAACUAACCUAAUAUAUAUAGCUAACGCACUAGGGCAAUUACUAAUAAUCACAUCUUGUGCUCACACCGCAGACAAACUGUUCAAUUUCAAUCAAUAUCAAUGCAGUGCAUCACUGCCAGGUGCAAACGGGUCCCCAAAAAAUUGUCUUCUUUACAAAACGAAAACUAAAAAAAAGUUAUAGGAGAAAAAUAGUUUUAAUUGCCUUACCUUUGGUACGAAUAUUGAUUAAAUAGAAUACAAUAAAAUAACAAUCUAUGUAACGUAUGCAAUAACAAGCGACAAUUUUCCCUAAUAUACCACACAAAAACGUUUUUGUUUCUUCUUAAACUAAAAAAAAAUAAUAUAAAAUCAUAUUUGUACGCUGAACCUCUCGGAUCCGAAUAGUUUUCCAAUCACACAGUUCAAUUGAGGAAAAUUUAACAUUAAAAAUAUAUACCCGUUCUUACUAGAUAAAAUCUUACAAACAAACUCUUGAACGUUUAAGUAUUAUCACACAAAAUACAGACAUUAUUAAUAUGGAAAUAAAAUACAAACUCACCCAGAAGCACAGAAAUAAACAUAAUUAGUAUAUUGUUAUUGAAAAACGCCUAUAAAGUGUAAGCAACAUACGCCGUAAGGAUACAGUUAUAGAACACACUAUAGUCCCGUAGCCGGUUUAUAUAUAAAAGUAAUUGUUGGUUCAAUUCACCUUAGCAAAUAUGUAAAAAAAAACAAAACAAGGAUCACAAUUCUAUACAAUUAUCUACUGAAAACAUAUAUUAUGAAAUAUAAACUUAUAAAACGAAA